Messenger RNA from Amphiprion ocellaris (clown anemonefish), 1861 nucleotides. It is a transcript of the gene prpf18, whose product is annotated as PRP18 pre-mRNA processing factor 18 homolog (yeast). Gene Ontology annotation, biological process: RNA splicing; generation of catalytic spliceosome for second transesterification step. Gene Ontology annotation, cellular component: U4/U6 x U5 tri-snRNP complex; U2-type post-spliceosomal complex; U5 snRNP. Bases 113 to 1171 code for a protein of 352 amino acids. The transcript is spliced from 11 exons. The record is from RefSeq and is a predicted model, not a curated record. NCBI's taxonomy places the organism in Eukaryota, Metazoa, Chordata, Actinopteri, Pomacentridae.
UCCGUACCCCGGUCUGUCAGGUUAGCUUGUUAGCAUUGUGACCACAGUCUCACUUACAUGUGUGGUUAUUUGUGUGAAUUCAGCGAAGAACACCACAUAUUACUGCUUUAAAAUGGAUAUACUUAAAGCUGAGAUCGCAAGAAAGAGAAAACUUCUCGAAGAAAAGCAGCUUGUUGACGACUCCAAAAAAUACUUUAAAAGGGCAGAUCUUGCGCGCAAGGAACAAGAAGAUUAUUUCCGAAGAUGUGGAUACAAGGUUUAUGUUCAGAGAGAGACUCCUGAGAACCAGAUUGAUCAGGCAGAGGAAGAUGAACCAUCCACUUCAGCUAAUCCAGUGUUAGAGCUGGAACUAACAGAGGAGAAGCUGCCGAUGACAUUGUCACGACAGGAGGUUAUUCGACGGCUUCGAGAGCGGGGCGAACCGAUCCGACUGUUCGGAGAGUCUGAUUAUGAUGCCUUCCAAAGGCUCAGGAAAAUUGAGAUUCUGACCCCAGAAGUAAACAAGGGUUUGAGGAAUGACCUGAAGGCUGCCAUGGACAAGAUUGACCAGCAGUACCUGAAUGAGAUAGUUGGAGGAACAGAGCCAGGGGAGCUGGACACACAGCAUGACCUGAAAGUGCAUGAAGAAAACACCACCAUAGAAGAACUUGAGGCUCUUGGAAAAACCCUGGGUACCGGCGAUGAUGAUGGAGACCAGGAUGUGAUCGACAAAUUUUUGAGUUUUCUUCUUGGUGUUUGGGCCAAAGAUCUGAACAGUCGAGAAGACCACGUGAAGCGAAGUGUUCAGGGAAAGCUGGCCAGUGCAACACACUCACAGACUGAGUCUUACCUCAAGCCUCUCUUCAGGAAGCUCAGGAAGAAGAAUUUACCAGCUGACAUCAAAGAGUCAAUCACAGACAUCAUUAAGUUCAUGUUGGAGAGAGAAUAUGUGAAGGCAAAUGACGCAUAUCUACAGAUGGCUAUCGGCAAUGCUCCCUGGCCCAUCGGUGUGACUAUGGUGGGUAUCCACGCCCGUACCGGACGAGAAAAGAUCUUCUCCAAACACGUGGCCCAUGUUCUCAACGAUGAGACGCAGAGGAAGUACAUUCAGGGACUGAAGAGGCUAAUGACUAUCUGCCAGAAACACUUCCCAACUGAUCCAUCAAAGUGUGUUGAGUACAAUGCUCUUUAACUUGACCUUAACAUAGACCUGGGCCUACAGCAGCUCAGUUAUGGUUUUUGAUAUGAUUGAACUGGUGGUUAUGGCAGAAAAUUGUUUUAAAAAAAAAAAAAAAAAAAAUCUCCUUUGCUAAGGACCUGCAAGCACAUGCAUUUCUCAGAGGAUUACUGUCUACGGAACUGCAUAAUUAAACAGGAGUGGAGUGAGUCAGUCCAGUUAAAAACAGUCGAAAUUAUGCCAAGUUAUAAGUGUAAUACAAAUCUCUCAGAUUUAGCUGGAGCGCCCUCAAUAACCCUUGAGUCUUAGUCGGCUGGUCCUUGUGGACUGCUGGGGAAAACCUGUCAUGCCAUUGAUGGCCACAAGUCCUCAGUUUCUGAGAACACAAAUGUUACGUGAACGCCCCAAACGACAGGAAGUCUGAAAAAGUGAGGAUUUUUAACUUUAUGUACAGCGCUUGUUCUAGGCUACUGCUUUAACAUUUGCUUGCAUAUUUUUUUCAAGCUAUUUUCAUGCUGUGGCAAGCAGAAAACCAUUUGAAAAGAAGAAGUGGUGUAAGUUUUAUUACACCUGAGGAACACAUAUUGACAUGCUGUAACUACUGCAGAUUAAUUUCUAUGUACAUGUUUUCAGCAUAUAAUGAAACCAAUCAACGUGUCACUGUGCCAUCUUAGUGAGAAAAUAAAGUUGGGUUUUAUUACACCA